Molecule: messenger RNA, 1068 nt
Organism: Triticum aestivum (bread wheat)
Lineage: Eukaryota; Viridiplantae; Streptophyta; Magnoliopsida; Poales; Poaceae
Exons: 3
Coding region: 262-705 (147 amino acids)
Source: RefSeq, a predicted model, not a curated record
UACCGAUAACGACGCUCUGACCAAUGGCUACUUGCAGGUUAGAUAAGCACACAGACUACAAAGCCUCGGCCCCAGGUUUUGUUAGGACGGAAACCACUCCACUAGCCCCAGUGCCACUCCGGAUAUGAUCCACAAUCCCGUGUGCUAAUCCGGCCGGUGUCUGUUGUAGCAGUACUAGUACCUUCCAGUACUGUCCAAACAAAGUCAAGCACUCAACUCAAGCCCCGCUGCAGACAUAUAUAAAUAGGACCAGAUCCAUCGAUGAUGCUUAUCAGUUAUCAACUACUCUUCGGUACCAUUCGCAGCUACACAUUCUUGUCUAUUCGAUCCUACCACAUCCUUCUCAAGAAGAAGUUGAUCAUCCUAAUCCUAGCUAGAGCCUGGAUGGGGUCUCUGAUGGCCGGCUGGGAUUCGCCGGUUCUUGGCCAUGACACCAAAGCUCGUGUGAUGAGGAACCGGUCCCUGACGAAGGAGGAGGUGGAGGCCUUCUGGCGGCAGCGCAGGAAGCCGGCGCCGGAGGACGUCACCUCGCCGCUCAGCUCCCCUGGUCGACCUAUGGAGAAGAGCCCGCUGGGAAGCUCGCAGACGCAGAGGAGCAGGUCACCGGCGUCGUCUCCGGUGGCUGGCGGCCACGAGGAGAUCGACGCCGCCGACGCCGGCAAGAGCCGGGACUGGUACGUGACGAUUGCGACCAACCGCCGAUGAUGACACUGUACUUUGAUUUGACGUGGUGGACGAGGAGCAACUGGGCCUUCCUCAACGAACCGCCGCAGGAGGAGAGGCCGGGCACGGCGCACACCUACACGCCGCAGUUCCACGUCGCCGCCGGCAACGUCUGACCGGACAUGUCCGUAGAGUGUACGCAAUACUAGUACCACGUCACGCUGCUGGAAUGCCUAGGCUAGGCCUACUGCCUGCACCUAGGAUAGGUCAUUCCCCCCUGUAAAAUAUCCAUUGGUACAAUAUAUGUAUUGCAAAUGUAUAUGCAAGUUGCAUGUGUAUUAUCUAUUAUGUAAGUAAAGUACGGAGUGAAUUUCAAAAGGAUAUAAAAUUACAGGUUAACUUGGA